Mesorhabditis belari is the source of this 4149-nucleotide messenger RNA. NCBI's taxonomy places the organism in Eukaryota, Metazoa, Nematoda, Chromadorea, Rhabditida, Rhabditidae. The record is from the annotation of a GenBank genome assembly.
AUGUAUUAUGAACAUUUUUUAUAUCUGGCAUAUCGUUUCGGUUGUCUCGUUUUUCGACGAGGACACGCCAUUGCACCGGAAACAUCAAAGCUAUUUCUACAAAGCUCAACUCCUUCAACGGGUCUAGGAUAUUUCUCUUGCAAGACGGUUUUUCUCAGGAUGCUUACUUCGAAAGGACCCGCAACUGUUGACCCAAAUGUGGCACAAACCUCGACGACACCAGAGGGGAAUGUGCCUUGCGAAAACGGGAUGUCGACCGAUAUUUGGAGCAUCACGCGGCCAUUCGACUCGGUGAUGACGCCGAAGCUCGAGAGUCUUGGAGAUUUUCUCCAAAAAUACCCCAACAGUGAUGGACGGGGAAUAAAAAUUGCGAUUCUGGAUACGGGUGUCGAUCCGAAGCUCGAAGGAAUGCAGGUUACAACAACUGGUGAACCAAAACUCGUGAACAUCUUCGAUUGUUCGGGUGCUGGAGAUGUUGACUGCUCUCAUCAAGUUACGUCAAAAGAUGGGAAAGUUGUUGGACUGACGGGCAGAACCUUGAAUGUGGCAGCAAUCAAAAAUCUCAACAAUCCGUCAGGGAAAUUCUAUCUGGGGGUCAAGCCGAUUCACGAGCUUUAUGUGAAAGGGUUGAAAGCAGCAAUGGAUAAAGAGCGGCACACUCCAAAUUGGGAAUCCUCUUCAAACCUUGCGUUGGCAAAUGCUCGACGAGCGCUCGAAGAACACGAGAAAGAAAUUGGAGGAAAGGCAUCGGAUCGGAAAGAGCGUUUGAAACGCGAGGAUCUCGCCUGUCGAGUCGAUUUCCUCAAAGACAACAUCAAAAAAGAGGACAAAGGGCCGGUGGCCGAUGUGCUGAUGUGGAAUGAUGGAAAAUCUUGGAAGGCUUUGCUUGAUACAUCUUUUCGAGGCAAAUUGGGCAUGUGUCGACCGAUGGGUCCUUACGGAGAAACCUAUGAGUUCACCGAGGGGACGAUUGAUGGAGAUCAGCUCACUUAUGCUUUCAACAUCUAUCCGGAUGAGAAGAAAUUGGAGAUCGUGACGGCGUGUGGAAGUCACGGAUCACAUGUCGCAUCGAUUGCUGCCGCCAACUACCCGAAAAAUCCAGAUUUGAAUGGAUUGGCUCCAGGUGCAAAGGUAAUCUCAAUUUGCAUUGGCGAUGCUCGCUUGAAUGCAACUGAGACGGGAACAGCGUUGACGAGAGCUUUCAAACUUUGCCGAGAUCUCGAUGUCGAUGUGAUCAAUAUGUCAUAUGGAGAAGGAGUCGAUUUUACGGAUACUGGACGGGUGAUUGACGAGUUGAAGAAAUUGCUGGAGGGCGGGAAGACGCUUUUCUUCUCUUCCGCUGGCAAUAAUGGUCCGGCUCUCUCAUCGGUUGGAUGUCCGGGUGGAACGACUUCUGGAGUCAUUGGUGUUGGCGCUUUGCUUCUACCCAAUCAGCUCUCACAACUUUAUGGAACGGCGAUGAAUGUCAACAAGCCGGCACCGUUCUUGUGGUCAAGUUGUGGGCCAAGUGCCGAUGGUGCUGACGGCGUGUCAAUCUAUGCUCCGGGAGCCGCGUUUGCUGAAGUGCCCAAAUACACUCGGAAGUGCAAUCAAUUAAUGAAUGGGACAAGUAUGAGCUCACCGAAUGCUGCUGGAGCUGUGGCUUGUCUGCUAUCAAAGUUGAAAGAAGACAAGAAGAACUAUUCUCCGUACGAGAUUCGAUUGGCUCUUGAACAAUCAGCGGCACCAUUGAAUGGAUGUUUGGCUGGAAUGUUGAAGAUCUCUGAUGCCUACGAUUUCCUGUCGAACUUCGAGGCCAAGAAGUUGAACCUGUUCGAUGUGAAGGUGUCUUGCCGACGUUGGGGAGUCCCGGGUUCAUUCCGCGGGAUAUAUCUCCGUGAUCUUGCCGAUUUUUCAAACGGUCCUCUCAAAUAUGCAAUAACUGUCGAGCCACUUUUCCCAAAAACAGCCAAUGUCAUCGAGAAAACGAACUUUCUUGAACGCUUAACCUUGGAACGAAUCGGCGGGGAUGAAUCAGUGCCACAUUGCAGCAAAGCCAUUUCAUGGCAGAUUCCUGAGGUAUUGAACUUGACGUCUGGUGAGUGCGCGUUCUCCGUGCUGCUCGAGUACAACGGAAUGGAAGAUCCACAGAAACAGCACACUAGAGGAUGGAUUGCUGCCCGAGAUCACGCGGGACGAAUCGUUUUCCGGAUACCCUAUGCGAUUUUGCCGCCAAGAAAGGAAACCGAAUUUGAGAUGGAACUCUCAGCCGGUGUCGUGGAAAGGCGACUGAUUCACGUGCCUGAGGAUAAGAAUAUUGCUUGUGUCCAAGUCAGCUCUCCACCUUUGGCAACGAAUGAGCGAAUUGUGCUCCACGGCGUUCAAAACAUCCCCGAUCAUGCGAUGAGAAGCCAUGAACUUUCCAAGAGCUUCGCAUCCGAGAAAGAAACGCGUGCUUUUUUGAUGAAAGUUGUCCCAGGAAGAUCCCUUGAAAUGUGUGCUACUUUGGCAACUCUUUCCUAUAAACAACUCAAGGCAAAAUUGAACGUUUCUUUCUUCAAUCUGCUUCAUGAUGCAGUUGUUCAUUUGACCACAGCCUCAGUCUCAAACCGUUUCUUUUUCGAGACGAUCUCCGAUUUGCCCAUUGAAUUCGAGCCAUCAGUCUCAUUCAAAUCGAUCUCGACUUUCUACAAGCCAACCGAGAUUAAGCUUGAACCACUUGGCAAUCGAGAUCUCUUCUUUGAUGGGAUCCAGAUCAACAAAAUUGUGCUCACCUAUAAAGUCACAGUGACGAAAAACUCGGAAUUCCAAUUCGAGCUCGGUGGAUUGUCAGAGUAUCUGUACGAGAGUCCGUACGAUGACAUCUUUGUGCAAGUCUUCUCAAACUCGAAGGAGUAUUUGGGUGGAACGAGCAGCUUCCGGGAUCGGUACACGAUCAAACUGGAGAAGGGCGAGUACAAGGUGAUGGUCCAAGUUCGACACCCAGAAGAGAGCGCUUUAGAGAAGUUGAAAGACGCCACUUUGACAAUGUACCAAAAACUCGGGACUCCAAUCUCAUCGGAUUGCUUCAAAUCAGCUGCCGCUCUCGCCAAGGGAGACAGUAAAGGAAAAUGGGAGAAAAUGAUGCUCGCCCCGUCACAACGGGCAACAAUCUUCGUGCAAAACAUUCCCGAAGAAAAAUUGGGCAAACCCCCGGCUGGGACGAUCGUACGCGGAGUUUUCACCCCGUUUGGUGGCGAGUGGAAAGAUAAAUACCAAGUUCCCGUCGUUCUCCACGUGGUCACACCCGAAUCAAAACGGCAAUCAAAAGCCCUUUCAAUGGUGGAAUUGGAGGCGCCGAAAAAGGAGAAACUGACACCGGAACAAGAAUUGACAAAUGCACUUCGUGACGUGAAGAUCAAACACAUCGAGAAGAUGGAGAAACUGGAAGAGGUUCAAAAGCUGCACGCGGAGGCCGUCACCGAGGUUUUCCAUUUACCGUUAGAAAUGGCUUUUGUUCGGAGACUUGCGGCUCUUGCGAAUGGAAAGAAUGGCUCCAAAGAGGCAGCUCACGAUUUGUUCCUCGAGAAGGCGAAUCUCGUGUUGGAAAACUGCAAUCCGGACAAGGUCCUGGCCUUUAUGGGCACACUCAACCAAGAGGCUUCAGUGGAGUUGGCUUCGAAGAAGGAAGAGUUUGACCAGAAAAAAGAGGCAAUCAUCGAGGUGUUAACGUUGAAAGUCGCCCAUUUCGCUCAGAUGAGGAUCGCUAAACUGGAAAAGAGCCGAGCUCCGGCCACGUUUUGGGAGCAACUGAAUAAGCCCGAGACUCCAGUCACAGCUGAUGGAACGACGAUUCCCGUUGAAGUGAAUGGACAAACCAGUUCUACGGAUAAGGCCUUCAACCCAGCCACCGCUUUGGAAGACGCGUUCGUUGAGUUGCAAAAGUUCGUCAACCUCGAUGAUGCAAAGAUGCAUUUACCAUACGCAAAAUAUGCAAUCGCCAACGAGUACCACGCAAUCGCGAUCAAAUCUCUUGAAAAGUACACGAAUGAGACGAGAGCUGCUGGGAAAAUUCCGGAAUUGGAGGAGAGGACAUUGUCGGAGUUGGCAAAUUUGUGUGGCUGGGAUCACUUGUCGACGGCUUUCAAAAACGAUUAUCUCCACAAAGUCCGACAAAACUAUCGCCCGUUU